AUGCCAAGACCGAACCGUACUUCACUGAACAUCCCCGGGGCAGUGAUGAACGCUGUCCUCCGUUCUGGCAAGCUCAACGUUUGCCACGGGAACGCCCAAAGUUUGUGUGCCAGAAAGUUUGCAAAACUCGACGAACUGAAAGAUCUCCUGCACAGCUCAAAGAUUUCGGUGGCUUGUUUUACUGAGUCGUGGCUUUCCCCUAAAACCAGUGACCGAAGAUUAGCUAUUCCCGGAUUUUCUCUCAUCCGUAACGACAGGAAGUUUCAACGUGGGGGAGGCAUAGUGGUCUACUGUAAGCACCACAUCGGUCGUACCGAAGUUUUCCGCACCGAACUGACAGCAGAAUCGGCGGACAAAACAGAGUGCGUUGCGGUUGAGUUGCGUGUUGAUGGUGAGAAGAUUCUGCUCGUGGUGGUCUACAAUCCCCCCAGGAACGAUUGCUCGGAGUUUCUGGCUGCGAAGCUGUCGGAGUUUGGUACUCGGUAUGAAAACGUUCUUUUAGUUGGUGACCUUAACACAGAUUUGGCAGUACCAAGCACCCUACGAGACCGUUUCUCCGAAGUCCUGCAAACCCACGCUCUGUUUUCGGUUGGUGUGGAACCAACUUUCUAUCACAACCGAGGCUGCUCGCUAUUGGACCUCUUCAUAACGAGCUGUGCCGAGAAAGUUUUGUGCUUUAACCAAGUUGGCUUUCCUGCAAUGUCGCAACACGAUCUCAUCUUCGGGUCCCUCGAUUUCGACGAUAACCCGGCACCGAUGAUCACUACGUACCGGGACUACGUCAAUUUUGAUGCAGCAACUGUCGAGAACGCGAUUCUUGCCAUCCCAUGGAGUGACUUCUUUGCAAGCAACGAACCGGAUCUACUGGUCAACUUCUUCAACGAACAGGUGAAGCAGGUGCACGAUGCGUGUAUACCGCUCCGGACAAAGAGAGGCAGUAAAGUAUCAAACGCUUGGUUUACAAAUGAGGUUCGGACAUCGAUGUUGGAGCGUGACUUAGCUUAUGGCGACUGGAGGAGAGCGCCGAGAGCCUUCAAGGACGAAGCACGCCGCCGUUACAACACGCUGAGGAACAGAACAAACGCGAUAGUAUCGGCUGCAAAAGCGCAAUUCCUUAAUCGACACCUGGACAACCGUACACCGUCGAAAAUCCUAUGGAAUCGCCUCAAAAGCAUAGGGGUGGGGAAGGAGCGCACAUCACCCACGUGUGACUUUCACCCGGACGCUGUAAACCAAACCUUCCUGUCAAGCUACAUCGCUGGUGAACCCGUGCGCAGGAGAACAGGACCUGAUAAUCCGUACAGUUUUGCUUUCCGACCUGUGCAGCAAUGGGAAGUGGUGAAUGCUGUGUGGGAUAUUAGUUCUAACGCUACUGGGCUUGACGGACUGCCGAUUGCCUUCGUCAAGAUCAUCCUGCCACUGACCAUACAGCAAGUCACACACAUCUUCAACAGCAUCAUCGAGACUUCUACGUUCCCAGUAUGCUGGAAGCAUGCAAAAAUCUUGCCAUUACGGAAAAAGCCUCAUCUGAACGCGUUGACCAACCUCAGACCGAUUAGCAUCCUGUGCGCACUGUCGAAGGCUUUCGAAAAGCUGAUGGAACGUCAGAUGUCAACGUUCAUCGCUGAAAACAACCUCCUUACGGAUCAUCAAGCCGGAUUUCGGAAAGGUCAAAGCAUACAAACUGCUGCUGUACGGGUCUACGACGAAUUAGCGAAGACGGUGGACAACAGAGGGUCUGCUGUUCUGCUGCUACUCGACUUUUCAAAAGCGUUUGACACGAUUCCACAUCGCAAGCUGUGUGCCAAACUGGAAGUACAGUUCAACUUCUCUGUUUCUGCGGUCAACCUGGUCAAAUCGUACUUGGAAAACCGAACACAGACUGUUUUCUGCGGUGAUCAACAGUCUGAAACUGGAGUAGCCACUUCUGGAGUUCCACAAGGAUCAGUGUGGGGCCCGCUGUUGUUUUGUUGCCACGUCAAUGAUCUGCCGACGGCCCUCAAGUUCUGUUCAAUCCAGAUGUAUGCAGAUGACGUUCAGCUGUACAUUGGUCGUCCUGGGCCCUGCUCCCGUGAAAUCAUACGCAUGAUGAACGAAGAUCUCGCAAGCAUAGUGGAAUGGUCGCGUCGAAACCAACUGUAUGUCAAUCAAGCAAAAAGCAACGCGCUGUUCGUGACUGGUCGCCGUAGAGCAGCUGUUCAAGCCAACAUGCUGCCACCUGUGGUAAUGGAUGGGCAGGUAAUCAAGUGGACUGAAAGUGCGAGGAAUCUCGGCUUCAUCUUUCGGGCUGAUCUGCAGUGGGACGACCUGAUUAAGCAGCAGUGCGGAAAAAUUUAUGCUAGUCUCCGCACGCUCUACAGUUGUGCUGCUGGUGCCCCGGUUGGGACUCGCCUAAAACUGUUUAAAUCGCUGAUCCUCCCCCAUUUUCUGUUUGGCGAAAUCCUACACGUCAAUCCGAGUGCAAGUGCCAUGGACAGACUACGGAUAUCGCUGAACUGCUGUGUCCGGUUUGUAUACGGAUUAAACCGUUACGACCACGUAAGUCAUCUGCAAGCAAAUCUCCUGGGAUGCCCGCUGGACCACCUCUACGCCCAUCGCUCCUGCAUCUUCCUACACAAGCUGAUCAACACGCACUCUCCACCUGCACUGUUCCAGAAGCUGAUACCGUUCCGGGGUCGUCGUUUGGCAAACUUGAUUAUCCCGCGCAACAACACAGCAACCUACGCUAGUUCACUGUUUGUACGAGGCGUGGUAAACUGGAACAUGCUGCCAACGGAGGUUAAGCGAUCGAGAACGGAAGCAGCUAAUGGUGUCCGCGAUCUCUUUGAGGUAUGUUCCUUCAACCUGACCGCGGAUCGAAUCGGCUCUGCGAAGCGAUCGUCCCUCUUCUACACGUCAAGUCUUGCAUCGAUCUUGCUUUGCGAUGCAUCGUCGCUGAUCGACGAGGAUCAUCACCACCACCACAAGAACCCAAAACGGAAGGAAGAAGCAACCAAAACUCACUUUGAACUUGAACUUGCAGGCGAACUUGCAGGCAGCGAUCUUCCGCCGAUCUUCACGCGAUCUUGCGCAACACUUCUUCGGAUGCCGAUGUCACUUGAGCAGGUCUCUACACCCAACGUACCCAACGUUCGAUCUUCGCGAUCGCGAUCUUCCGCACACUCGGAUCUUCUUCGCAAUCAACGGGGAAGCAACGGGAUCAAGCAGGUCGACGACGCUGCGCACACUUCUUCUCUUUCCGAUUCACAGCUCAAGCACAACAGCUCCAGCAACUGCAGCGGCAGAGAACACCAGAUCACGCCAGAUCUUCAGGAGAAAGAUCCCGGGAAGGAGACCUUGACACUGAAGACGUUAGACGUAUACUGA
Culex quinquefasciatus (southern house mosquito) is the source of this 3366-nucleotide messenger RNA. RefSeq lists its product as uncharacterized. NCBI's taxonomy places the organism in Eukaryota, Metazoa, Arthropoda, Insecta, Diptera, Culicidae. Gene Ontology annotation, molecular function: catalytic activity. The record is from RefSeq and is a predicted model, not a curated record. The transcript is spliced from 3 exons. The coding region runs from base 1 to 3366 and encodes 1121 amino acids.